AUAUGGAUUCUUCUCUCUCUCUCUCUCGAUCUCCAUCCAUAGACCAAAACGAGUGUGAGACUCUGAGUCGCAUCUUUUCUCAGAACACGCGAUUCGCUGCCAUCGCUGACCGACUUCCUUCAGAUCCUUCAUCAAAACUGCUAAGGUUACGGAUACAGAGAAUCGGAGAUGGGGCUGACCUUUACGAAGCUAUUUAGCCGGCUUUUUGCCAAGAGGGAGAUGCGAAUUCUGAUGGUGGGUCUUGAUGCCGCCGGUAAGACUACUAUUUUGUACAAGCUCAAGCUUGGAGAAAUUGUCACCACCAUCCCUACCAUUGGAUUUAAUGUGGAGACAGUGGAAUAUAAGAACAUCAGUUUCACUGUUUGGGAUGUUGGUGGUCAAGACAAGAUUCGCCCUCUGUGGAGGCAUUACUUCCAGAACACUCAGGGUCUUAUUUUUGUGGUGGAUAGUAAUGACAGAGAUCGAAUUGUUGAGGCAAGGGAUGAGUUGCAUAGAAUGCUGAAUGAGGAUGAACUGAGAGAUGCUGUCUUGCUUGUUUUUGCUAACAAACAAGAUCUUCCCAAUGCCAUGAAUGCUGCAGAAAUAACUGACAAGCUUGGGCUUCAUUCUCUCCGUCAACGCCACUGGUACAUCCAGAGCACGUGUGCGACAUCUGGAGAGGGUCUUUAUGAGGGGCUGGAGUGGCUGUCCAACAACAUUGCUACCAAGGCUUGAAAUGAAGCUCAAGGAUUUUGGUUGUUGUCUAGACUUUUUGAGACUUGCAAUUCUGGAAAGUCUAGUCACCCCUUUUGUUCAGCGACUGUUGUAAUAGCAAAAUGUUUAGAUCUAGUUAUAUAUUAUGGGUUUGUGCAAAGCCGUAUUAGCUAGUACUUUUUAUAUUUUAAACAAAAUUAUAAAUGACCGUAACACUUAUUUGGGAUUGGCAAGUAUUGGUUAUCAUUGUGGGUGUUUUUAUAUCUCAUAUCAUAUUGUAGAGCAUCUUCUCUUGAAUAAUUGAUGGUAGUCGACUUGA
Hevea brasiliensis (rubber tree) is the source of this 1012-nucleotide messenger RNA. RefSeq names its product ADP-ribosylation factor. Gene Ontology annotation, biological process: vesicle-mediated transport; intracellular protein transport. Bases 169 to 714 code for a protein of 181 amino acids. The transcript has 7 exons. The record is from RefSeq and is a predicted model, not a curated record. Lineage: Eukaryota; Viridiplantae; Streptophyta; Magnoliopsida; Malpighiales; Euphorbiaceae. Gene Ontology annotation, cellular component: cytoplasm. Gene Ontology annotation, molecular function: GTP binding; GTPase activity.